Linum trigynum is the source of this 905-nucleotide messenger RNA. The record is from the annotation of a GenBank genome assembly. NCBI's taxonomy places the organism in Eukaryota, Viridiplantae, Streptophyta, Magnoliopsida, Malpighiales, Linaceae.
AUUAUAAGAGGGAACGGAAAAUGGACAGAGACGAGAAGGUUAUAUAUAUAUGUGCAUGUUCAUAGCUCCCCACAUAUCAACAUGACUUUCGAAGCUCCAAGAAUGUCGUUGCUGAUAAUCUUCAUGAUGGCUUUCAGUUUUCAACUGUCCAGUACUACUGCUCUAGUAGCUGCAAUUAAGGAUGACAACGCGACUUUGACACACAAGGCGCCACUUGAUGAUGCUGAGAAUUACUACAACGCUCCUCCGAUUCCACAAAUCUAUGCAGCUGGUUUGCUUCGCAAGAGUCCAAACCCACCAGAGGAAGCUCCUGGUCCCGAGGAGACUCGUCAUCGACACCACCAUCGUCGUCAUCGCGGUCGGGACGAUGACAAUGCACCUGCAGAGGCGGCUCCUGGUCCGGAGAAAACUCAUCACGGACACCGCCACCAGAAUAACGGUGAAGGUCAUCGCCAUAACCAUCGUCAUGGUCAAGGUCGUAAGCAUCAUGGUAAACAUGGUUCUCACCAUGAUCAAGAAGGCCAUGGCCACCCUCCAAAGAUGGCACCAGGUCCUGAUGUGGAUACUCAGAACUCUGGCUUAUAAAACACUGUUGCAUCCUCCUCCUUAUCUAUAUAUUACUGGUGGUGAACUAUAUUAAAUAAAGCUCGUAAGUAAGCUAUAUGAUCAAUAAACUAUGAUACUACUCCUUGUGCUUUACAGUUUACUCUCUCUUAAUUUGGAUCAGCUUGAUAUUAUUCCUUGAGCCGGACCCAAGUCGGGAGGAGGUGUAUGAGAAAUCAAUGUUUUGUUCAAAAAAUAUAUCAACGUAGAUAUCAUUUUGAAGAGCACCACUUAUCUUAUUACCUGUCCAAAUAUUUUUAAAUUACGACCUAACACGAAAGAAAUAUAGCUUGUUAAAAUUU